AUGUUCCUAACGGAGAUCAAGAAACACGCCGUUCCGUCCUUCACGCCGCUUAAGAAACAUUCCGUUCCGAACAAAUUUGGCCUCAUCACUAACGCCUUCGACGACGCUCUGCUCCGCCGUUUGAAGACGCUUUCUCCGCCGUCGAUCAGCUUGUCCUGGCUAUCCAAGGCCGUCGAUUUUCUCGCCUUUUCGCACUCCGAGGCCAGAAGCUUAAUCUCCAAUCUCGAGGUAACGGCUUUGGAUGAUUCUCUUGCGACUUAUUUGGAUGACAGUGUGAAGCUUUUGGAUAUAUGCAACUCCGUCUCCGCCGAGAUCGAGCGGCUCCGGCAGCGCCGGAUUGUUCUCGCUUUCGCCGUUCACCUCCUCGGCGACGGGAAGCUCCGGCGAGCUCGGGAGACUUUAACUGAAUGGGAGGGCCGCCGCGCCUCGGGAUUCGGGAAAGCGAACAAUGCGGAGGUGCUGGUCAGGGAUCUGGCGCUGGGGCUCCGCAGCGCGCCACGUGGAAAGAUCUCGAGCGUUGGGAGAGUCGUGAGGCGGACGAUGUACGCCGUCCGAUUGGUGACGGUGUUCGUCGCCGGAGCAGUGGUGUCGGCGAUGAACGGAUCGGCGGAGAAUGUGACUGUCCGGGCGCCGGCGGAGUUUUCUUGGGCCGAGUCGCUGAACGAGCUGGAAUCGGCGGUCUCCUGCGAGUUGAAACGGCGAUUCGGAAAGGAGGCAAAAAGGAAAGGCACCCUAUUGGAGGAGGUAGAUGACGUGGCUACACGCGUCGCGGAAGCGUGUGAGAUAGCGGAGGAAGACACGGAGAGGAGAAACGACGUCGUAAAAGAGGUGGAGAGGGCAAUGGGGUCGUUUUCGGAUGGUUUGGAAGGGUUGAGUAAAAGGGUGAAUUAA
Molecule: messenger RNA, 891 nt
Organism: Rosa rugosa (rugosa rose)
Lineage: Eukaryota; Viridiplantae; Streptophyta; Magnoliopsida; Rosales; Rosaceae
Product: UPF0496 protein 4-like
Exons: 1
Coding region: 1-891 (296 amino acids)
Source: RefSeq, a predicted model, not a curated record